GCCGGAGCGGCUGAGUUGGAGUGACCUCAUCCCCCCCGCCCCCCGCAGCUGCGACGGCGAGGCGGAGCGAAGUGCUGCUGCAACUUUGGAUGAACUUCUGAGCCCGAGCAGUCGAGAGGCGGACGUUGGAGUACCCAGACGAGUGUCAGUGAGGUGAAGAGACUCGAUGGUUAACGUAUACGUUCAGUCGUAUGUCUUCUUUUUAUUCAACACGGCUCCGUUCUUCGUGACCGUGGUAGCGCCCGAGCCUUUAGCCCCCGGACGGCGGCUCCGCAGUUGAACUUUUGCGAGAAGCCGAAAGGUGGAUAAAUAAAUAAAAGACCACACGGCUUGAGAGCUGGUGAGCCGCCCAGAGUGAGGGAGUACCACCAACAGCGCCCUGAACGGUGGCCCUGAAGUGUCUUCUGGCCGCUCCUCCUUCCCCAUGAUGCUGGUCUUCACCUGAGCCCCUCUUCACCUCCAUCCCGACCAUCCCCUCCCCCCCUCCCCAUUCCCCCCCCCCCCCCCCCUCCCCCCCACACCCCUACGUCUCCACCCGCGGCCUUCGACCUCCACCCUCACGCACCAUGACCAGCCUGAAGCGCUCCCAGACGGAGCGCUCGGUCGGGGGCUCGGUCCCGGCCUCUGACGAGUUCUACACCCGCCGCCUGCGCCUGCCCAACGGCGGGGCGCCCCCGCCCCGCAGCGAGAGCACGCACAUCUCCUCCUCCUCCUCGUCGUCGGGCUCCAACGCCCCGGGCACCAACCCCGGCGUGCCCAAGAUGGGGGUGCGCGCCCGAGUGGCCGACUGGCCCCCCAGGAAGGACGGGGGAGGAGGAGGAGGAGGAGGAGGAGGAGGAGGAGGAAGCAGCAGCGUUUGGCACAUUACCGUGGAAACGGACUCCCCCAGCUCCACCAACACCAGUAGCUCCUCGGGUUCGGGGAGCGGCGAGCGAGAGCGAGGUGGGGGCUCGGGGGGCAGCGGCGGGGGAGGGAGCCUUGGCAGUGGAGGGGGAGGAGGAGGAGGAGGAGGAGAAAGAGAGAGAGAAAGAGGCGGCGGCGGCGGAGAAAGGGAGAGGGGCGGGACGGCCGUCGCGGCCCACAGCAACCUGUCGGCCAAGCUGGGCCACCUCAUCAGCCCCCAGGACUCGUCCAUGCUGCGCAACAUCCACAACACGCUGAAGAACAAGAUGCACAGCAAGGGCAAGGACAACCGCUUCCUGUCGCCCGACGGCUACCAGGGCUCCCCGCGGAAGGGCAUGCGGCGCAUCCGCCAGCGCAGCAACAGCGACAUCACCAUCAGCGAGCUGGACGGCGACGGCAGCGAGGGCUGGUCCUUCUCGGGCUGGACGCCCAUGCACCGCGAGUACGGCAGCACCUCCUCCAUCGACAAGCACGGCGGCUCGGGCGAGAGCUUCUUCGACAUGCUGAAGGGCUACCAGUCGUCGGAGGCCCCCGACCAGCGCAGCCCGGCCCCCGAGAGGCUGGGCGAGCUGCUCACGGUGGCCCCCGUCAAGCAGGCGGCCCUGGACCUGCCCGACGGGCCGCUGGGCCAGACGCGCGGCAGCCCCGCCAGCCGCCUCAAGGAGCGGGAGAAGCACCUGAAGAGGAGGUCCAAGUCGGAGACUGGCGGGGAGUCCAUCUUCCGCAAGCUGCGCAGCGUCAAGGCGGAGGGCGACGCGUCGCGGGCGGGCUCGGACGCGGAGGACGGCGGGAAGGCGGAGGAGGGCGGCCAGAGCGUCCACAAGCCCUGGGUAUGCCAGAAGGGCUUCGCCCACUUCGACGUCCAGUCGCUGCUCUUCGACCUCAACGAGCUCAUACACACGCGGCAGUCGGGCGGCAAGCGCAAGAACACCACCACCGGCGCCUCGGCCGCCGCCGCCGCCUCGGCCUCCUCCUCCCUCUCCUCCAAUCAGAGCGCCGCGUACGGCUCCCCCUGCGGGUCCCAGGAGGAGCUGAGCGCCAAGGAGGGCUCGGGACACGGCGCUAACCCGGCCCUGGACCCCGGGGACGACAAGAGCAACGAGCUGGUGCUCAGCUGCCCCUGCUUCAGGAACGAGAUCGGCGGCGAGGGGGAGAGGAGCAUCUGCCCCUCCAAACAGCAGGGCAGCAUUGGCAGCGGGGGCGGCUCCGGCGGCUCCCUGGGCAGCACGGAGGAGGGGCCCCUGGACGGCACCCUCUCCAGCCACUUCACCAACGCGGGCGUGGCCGUCCUGGAGGCCCCCAAGGACGGGCAGGGCCAGCACACGGAGCGGGGCAAGCGCUACAUCGUGGAGCACGUGGACCUGGGGUCCUACUACUACCGCAAGUACUUCUUUCUCAGAGAGCACUGGAACUACCUGGGGGUGGACGAGAGCCUGGGCCCCGUGGCGGUGAGCCUGCGGCGGGAGAAGCUGGAGGAGCACAAGGACCACGGGCAGCAGUACAACUACCGCGUGAUCUUCAGGACCAGCGAGCUGGCCACGCUGCGGGGCUCCAUCAUGGAGGACGCCGUGCCCUCCACCUCCAAGCACGGGCUGGCGCGGGGCCUGCCCCUCAAGGAGGUGCUGGAGCACCUGGUGCCGGAGCUCAACGUGCACUGCCUGCGGCUGGCGCUCAACACGCCCAAGGUCACGGACCAGCUGAUGAAGCUGGACGAGCAAGGGCUGAGCUUCCAGCUGAAGGUGGGGGUGAUGUACUGCGCGGCGGGCCAGAGCAGCGAGGAGGAGAUGUACAACAACGAGGCGGCGGGACCCGCCCUGGAGGAGUUCCUGCAGCUGAUUGGCGAGCGUGUGCGCCUCAAGGGCUUCUCCAAGUACCGGGCGCAGCUGGACACCAAGACCGACUCCACCGGUACACACUCCCUGUACACCACCUACAAGGACUACGAGAUCAUGUUCCACGUGUCCACCAUGCUGCCCUACACGCCCAACAACAAGCAGCAGUUGCUACGGAAGCGACACAUCGGGAACGACAUCGUCACCAUCGUCUUCCAAGAGCCCGGCGCGCAGCCGUUCACCCCAAAGAACAUCCGCUCGCACUUCCAGCACGUCUUUGUGGUGGUGCGGGCGCACAACCCCUGCACAGACGACACCUGGUACAGUGUGGCCGUCACCCGCUCCAAGGACGUGCCCGCUUUCGGCCCGCCCAUCCCGGAGGGCGUGACCUUCCCCAAGUCCUCGGUCUUCCGGGACUUCCUGCUGGCCAAGGUCAUCAACGGCGAGGGGGCGGCGCACAAGUCUCAGAAGUUCCGCGCCAUGGCCACGCGCACGCGGCAGGAGUACCUGCGGGACCUGGCGGAGCGCCACGCCACCAGCACGCCCAUCGACCCCUCGGGCAAGUUCCCCUUCAUCUCGCUGGCGCACAAGAAGAAGGAGCGCAGCCGGCCGUACGCCGGCGCCGAGCUGCGCAGCCUGGGCGCCGUGACGUGGGCGGUGCACGCCGAGGACCACUGCGGCGGUGGCGGCGAGGUGGACGCCCUGCUGGCGCUCUCCAACGACUUCCUGGUGCUGCUGGAGCGCGAGGCCCGGGCGCUGGUGUUCAACUGCGCCACGCGCGACGUGAUCGGCUGGACGCUGGGCGGCGCCGCCUCCCUGCGCGUCUUCUACGAGCGCGGCGAGUGCGUGAGCCUGCGCAGCGCGGGGAACAACGCGGACGACUUCAAGGAGGUGGUCAAGCGGCUGGAGUUCCUGACCAAAGGCUGCGAGACAUCAGAGAUGACACUCCGCCGCAACGGCCUGGGUCAGCUGGGUUUCCACGUCAACUACGAGGGCAUCGUUGCUGAGGUGGAGCCCUACGGCUACGCCUGGCAGGCGGGCCUGCGGCAGGGCAGCCGGCUGGUGGAGAUCUGCAAGGUGGCCGUAGCGACACUGACCCACGAGCAGAUGAUUGACCUGCUGAGGACGUCGGUGGCGGUGCGCGUGGUCAUCAUACCACCGUACGACGACGCCACGCCGCGCAGGGGCUGCUCGGAGAUGUUCCGCGUGCCCACGGUGGACUACAAGGGCAGCAGCGACAGCAGCAGCGGCGGCUCCUUCGAGUACAAGUUCCCCUUCCGCAGCAACAACAACAAGUGGCAGCGGACCUCCAGCAGCCCCCAGCAGUCGCUGACGGCCUCGCCCCAGCCCCACACGCCCAACCGGGCCGUCAGCCUGGGCAGCUCGGGGGGCAAGACGCUGUCGGCCGAGCGGCUGGAGCGGGGCGGCGGCGGCGUCAUCCCCCGCAGCGUCAGCAGCGACGGGCGGCCGCUGGACCCCAAGCGGAUGUCCCCGGGGGGCAGUGACGGCUAUGGCCUGGGGUCCUCUCUGGCGCUGGGCCGCUCCCCCCACAACCGCAGCUCCCCCAGCAACCUGUCCUGCUCCAGUGACGCCUCCGCUAGCUCCUCCCACUGGAGGACCCAGAAGUCCAUGCCGGAGCAAUUCGGAGGCAGCCGUCACUCCCCCAUGUCCUCAGAGCGUCAGGUUGUGGGAGAAGGCGGGUCCAGCGGCAAGUCCACUCCUAAUUGGUCGAGGAUGGAGGAAGGGGGAGCGGUUGACAGAGGCUCUGCAGAAGCGCCCGUGGCGAAGUCUGGCCCAGGCUACUCAGGAGCUCCACGCAUCCAGAGGCAGGAGCAGGUCAUUCACCUGUCCCCAAAGAAAGGAAGCCAGUCGGACGGCCCCUACUCGGGCCACUCCAGCAGCAACACCCUGUCCAGCACCGCCUCCAGCGGGGGCCUCAGCGACGGCGACAAGUGGUUUGACCUGGGGGCCGGUGGCGGUGGCGGUGGCGGUGGCGGCGGCGGUGGCGGCGGCAGCAGCGGCGGGGGGGGGCCCUCUAGUACCGGAGGCGAUCCGGCCGAGGCGGAGCCCAACGGCCUGGGCGGCGGCGGCUACCUCGGGGGCGCCUCAGCUGACAGCGGCAUCGACACGGGCUCCUACGGUGCGCCGCACCACGGCCACUCCCACGGCCACGCCCACCCCCACUCCCACCAUGGCAGCUCCAGCUCCCUGCUGGCGCCCGGCGCUGCUGGGGGCGGGUCUAGGGAUGGCCGGGACAGCCGAGAGGGGCGGGACAGCCGAGACGGCCGGGACAGCCGAGAGCGGGCCACGCCCUCCCCGUGGCACAGCCCCACCGAGGGGGGCCGCAGGAUGCUGGAGCGGUCCCCCGCCGCGGCCGAGGCGCCCGUGCCCCCCCCGUCGGAGAGCAGCAUGGAGCGCACGGGCCGCACCCCCCCCACCCACCUGCUGGUCCGGGACAGCAGCACAUACAGUCUGAGCGACGUCGGCUCGCACUCCAGCUCCCGCCACUCGGGCCACAGCUCUCCCCGCGAGGAGUCCUCGUCGUCGUCCUCCUCGGCCACCUCUCCCUCCUCCCAGGCCUCCUCGGUGUCCCCGGGCCCCAAGAGCUUCUACCCUCGCCAGGGCGCUCAGUCCAAGUACCUGAUUGGCUGGCGCAAGCCCGGCUCCACCAUCAACUCUGUGGACUUUGGAGACACGCGCAAGAAAUCUCCAGGCGAGGGCGGGAUGGAGGGGGGCAUGCCGACGCCGGCUGCCCGGCCCUCCCUGCGGGACAUGCACUCCCCCCAGCUCUACGCCAAGUCGGUCAUGGAGGAGGACACCAAGAGGCACAACGACAGCCCCCCGCCGCUGCCCCGUAGACACAAGGACAAGUCGUCCCCGGGGUCCAAGCCCCCCAGCCACCGGCGCUCCCUGCACCGCACGCUGUCCGACGAGAGCAUCUACCGGGGCCAGCGCCCGCCGCCCCUCACCGACUCGGUGUCGGAGCAGACGCUGGGCUCCGACGUGCUGUUCAGCUGCUCCACCGUGCCGCGCUCGCCCACCACGCGCGGCGUGCCCCUGCGCCGGCCCUCCUACAAGCUGGGCAUCAAGCUCCACGGCGACUUGUCUGCGUCCGACACCUCAUUGGUGGAGCUGGUGGAGCGUCAGCGUAGGCCCCUCCCCCAGGAGCUGAUGCCCCUCCCACCGUCUCUGGAAAGGGACAGCCCCCUGGACUGGACGCACCUGGUGGACGUGGCCAACACCUUUGACGUCCAGAGAGGCUUUGUGUACUCAGACCCCAGUCAUCACCGGGGCAGUGGCGCCUCCAGCCCCCAGCAGCCCCACAUAGAGCUGCAGCCCCCGCCAAUAUCAAGACCCUCCUCCAGCGAGGGCCACAUAGGGCUGGAGAGGAAGGUCACCAAGCUGGAGGCCAUGGUGAAGAUGCUGCAGGAGGACCUGAAGAAGGAGCGCGAGGACAAGGCGCGCCUCCAGACCCAGAUCAAGAGGCUGUGGGACGACAACCAGCGGCUGAAGGAGGAGUCUCAGACCUCCGCUGCCAAGCUCAAGAAGUUCACCGAGUGGGUGUUCAACACCAUCGACAUGAACUGACUCGCCCAACACACCCGGACACACUGCCAGACCACACACACACACACACUGACACACACACACAGACACUGCCAGACACACACACACACACACACUGACACACACACACACAGAUACUGCAAGACACACACACACACACAGAUACUGCCAGACACACACACACACACACACACACACACACUGACACACACACAGAUACUGCCAGACACACACACAGCCAGACACACGCAUACACACACUCACUGACGCACACACUGCCAGACAUACCCACACACACACUGCCAGACGUACACACACACAUUGCCAGACAGCCACACAAAGACACACACACACGGCAUCCAUUCCGACAUGUAUUGAAAAGCACAAACCCGCAGACGCACACCGAAGGGACUAGGAGGAAAGGGACGGUUCAUCCCUUGGAAAAACGGAGGCUGGAUCACCAGCUCUAAACUGGAGACACACUUCCACCGGUCUAUCCUGGCCCAGAGGCAGGAGGAACCUGGAGGCGGCUCCCAGGAGCCCCUCCGUCCUACAAUCCAACCCCCUGUCCUACUACUCAGGACGACCAUGUCCAGCACGGAGAGAGAAGAGGGGAAUAAAGCAAUCAUUUGAACAAGGGCCUCUCCAAGCACAACCCGGUGACCCAGCCCCCACCACCACCGCCUCUAGACAUGUCCCUCUCUGGCACUGCUCUUUCUCUCGCUCUCGCUCCCAUUCUCUUUAUAUUGCUCUCUUUCGACAUUUGUAAGUAUGGUGCAUCGAGAAUCUCCCCACCUCUCAGCUUGAAACCCGUCAGACCACCCUUGCCACUACCGAUAUUGCCAACCAUUGGUGAGCCAUUGCCCACCAUAAAAACCAGACGCCACACAUUUUUCUAUUGAAACCCAUUCAGAAGGACUUUAGAAUCCGCCAUGUUUUGUGCCUGGUACUUCUGGGGACUGCCUGUACUCUUCACAAAACGUAAAGCCUUCCUGUUGAAUACAGUCCCGCCGGCCAGAGCCAUCCCACAGGGCGGUGUCUUUUUCUACACGCACACAUAAGCUGGUGGUCCUCCGCUUGGGUCCGAGGGGUCUCCACACCCCGUUCCCCGGUCUGUACUGUACAGGCGGCGCCGGCCCGCCCUGGGGGACCUCCCGGACCCCCCGCCCGGGGGGGCUCAGUGAAAAGCCAUCGGAAGCUGUGCCAUGGGGAACCCACCCGAGCAGUGUCCGGGACGUCCCUUGUUUUCGUCCCAUUUCUUCACAAGGUCUUCAGAAACAAAACCCGGUAAGAAAACCAAGCAAUAGGAUCAAGUGCUGGAGAAGCGUGGUCUACGACGCAGCAGCAUGCUGGUGGCACGGGGAGGAGGACACGCAGCCCGCCCCCUUACCUCGCCCCGCCGCAGCCUCUAGGGCUCCCAGCUUCAGGACGGCUCGCCGAGAGGAGAGGGUCAUGGGAGAAGGAGCUCCCCCCAUCUUCAGUAGGAAGUCAUGGCGGUGAGGACUCCCUAGUUCCCACAGCGUAAACAUUCGUGGGACGUUUUAAUUUAUUUCCUUGUAUUAUAAUUCCAAUAAUUAAGUUGAUUGAUUAGUAAGUGCAACUGACAUCAGUGUUAUGUUUAUAUAUAUAUAAAAAUAUAUAUGAAAAGGGUUGCUUCCUAUGUUAUUAUUUAAAUAGCUCCCCCCCCCCAACCCUCUUUGAUUGUUUUGCUUGUUCUGCCUUGAGCCUAAUAUGGUUAUAUGGUUCUGCAAUGUUUCUCAUUGUAGUUUGUGCUUCCCCAAGCCUACUGUUGUGUUGUUUCCUGUGUCCUCUAGUGGUGACCAGUAGAAUGCCAUGCUUUUUUCCCCUUUGAGUUUUCUCAUCAUUUGCUCCCAACAAACUGACUUUGCGAAAAAAAAACAGUGCUAAUCCCAAUGAGACAGGACAGAAGAACCGGAGGAGACCAUAAAGAAGCUUAAAGACAUACAAUCAGAGAGCAUAUUACGUGCAGGUUUGUGUAUGCAUGUGUUUGGGUUUCUGUUGAAUGGGUGGAACUAUGUUCGGACGGUCUUUGUUUGAUGGAAACAUAACUUCAUCACAGGGAUUCUGUCAGGCCAUCGAUUUGAUUGACCGACCGUUGACUUCUCACACUUAUCGGUGCGAGUUAAGCAACUGCAGAUUGUGUGUGUGUGUGUGUGUGUGUGUGUGUGUGUGUGGGGCUUCAUCACUGAGCGGUGGGUGGAGCCAGGACGUGCCUUUUUGAACCACAGCUGAGAUGAGCGAUGUUGGGGACGAGCUCUACUUUUGAAGUAGUAGUAGUCGUCGUCGUAGUGUUCGCGGAGAGCAGCUGCUGACGCAAAAACACACCCACACGCUGUGUGAUGUCGUCCACAGUCAUCCCACAGCUCUGAACCAGACGGGUGUGUGUCUGUAGUGGAGCCCCCAGUAACUUGGUCUGUAUUUUUAAAUCAGCCAUCUGCCUUUCCACAGCACAAUGAGCCCAACAGGACCCCAGAUAUGGAGAAAGAGUGUGUGUGUGUGUGUGUGUGUGUGUGUGUGUGUGUGUGUGUGUGUGUGUGUGUGUGUGUGUGUGUGUGUGUGUGUGUGUGUGUGUGUGUGUGUGUGUGUGUGUGUGUGUAUCUGUGUGGGCAUGCCACUGUUUGUUUACAUUCAUGGCUCCAAGAGCAUGCAGAUGGUUAUUCAUCCUUUUUUAAUGUUGACAUGUAUAGGCAGUAAAAAAAGUAUAUUUCAAGGCAAGAAUGCCUGGAAAUAGGGUAAGGGUUCACAUACUGUUGUGAAGCGAGAAGAACUAUAUAGCCAUUUCUCAUCAAGGUGCCUAAAGUGUGUGUGUGUUUGUGUGUGUGUGUGUGUGUGUGUGUGUGUGUGUGUGUGUGUGUGUGUGUGUGUGUUGGGUUGUUCAACAGGCUCUCAUGUAUUCAUUUAUCCUGUCAAUUGUAACCGCACUUUACGUAUGAUGCCAUUGUCGGGAUAUGAAAGCCAUUUGUUAUCAAACUAUUUUAUUGUUUGUGGAGAUUCCCCCAAAAAUAGACCACUAUUCUCUUAUUUGAUGGCAUACUCCAAAAUUAGCAUAUCAACAUUUCAGGGAUUAAAGAAAAAGCAUGGCGAUAUCACCCUGACUGAUUGUCAAACAACAAACAUGAAUGAAUCAGGAGAUGACUACAAUCGUCCUGUGCUGCCGCCAUCUGGCAGAGAGAUGGAGAUAGAUUCAAACGUUGGAGGGAGAGAGAGAGACAAAUCUCCUCAAACAGAAAUGUGUUGAGGUGUUGGUUCUGUUGUAGGAAUCUUGUGUCUGUCUAGUCCGUGUGUUCGGCCUGUCUGGAUUAGUAAGUGCAGACAUCAAGAAAUAAACAUUUCAUUGGACAACCUUAGACCUGAAAACUGCAAAAAUAGACAAUUCAUGUCAAUGUUCCCAAUUCGCUUGGAGUUGAGACGAGAUUGCCCUUUUUAACCGGCGGUAGGUUCCCAAUUACCUCCCAUGUCUGCAAAAAUGACCUGUCAACUUUCAGUUGACAGGUCCCAGUACAACCAGUAUACCAGGGAAUGACACUUUGGGGUGAUGAAACCAGUGAUUACUGUAAGAUCAGCAGCACUGCGGCGACGCGUAUUGUUCAUAAAGUUGGAGGAUAAUUGAUGUAAACCUGUGGAUGUUCCAGCACAGACUCGCCCUCUAACUGUGCUGCUUAUCUGUACCACUCAGACCAAUUGGGUUCAGAUGUUCCACAACUAUUCCAUUUUGUAACAUAUGUGCAAUCGUUAUUUUUCAUUAAUGUUUGCACAGUGGAUUUUUUUUCUCUGUUUGUAGAAAUUGUUGCCUAUAUACAGGAUGUGGAAUAUGUACUCAUCCUAUGUAUUGUAAAGUUUUAAAAUGUUCCCAAAAUAUUUUUGGUGUGUUUAUUUUUAUGCCUGGUUGUGGUUUGUUGUAGAUUAGGAAGAAGGGAAUUUAAGACUGGGGCCAAGCACUAUGUGUGUGCGCUUGACUGAUCAUUCUGCAGAAGGGACAAGUGAAGGGUAAAGAUACACCAUUUCAAAUUUGGAUUAAAACUGAUCAAAUUGAAAUACUGUUUACAUCUCGCUUUCAUGUCCUUUUUGUAAAGUGUGAAGGUAUUAAAAGAAAAUACAUUUGAAGUGAUCACAGUAUUAAACGUUUCUGAAAUAAAAUAAAUGCUGUAUUGCUUUGUGAUUUUAUCCAUUGUUUUGGUUUUCUUUUGGAGUUGCUUGAAAGCUGCCAUAUUACUGUAAAAUGCACUUUGUUUUUCUGAUGUGAAUCUGAUUCAGAAUGCAGUGGACCCAGGUUUGUAUUUUGUCCUAUGAACAUUGUUAUUGUAAUUGACCUGAACCCGUGGAUCCAUUGGAAAUAAAUGGAUCAUACUUGAUGAAUAAAUCCUUUGAAGAUGCUUAUUCACUUAAUAAAAUAAUCCCUGUAUAUAGUC
Gadus morhua (Atlantic cod) is the source of this 10732-nucleotide messenger RNA. RefSeq names its product signal-induced proliferation-associated 1 like 1 (gene sipa1l1). Gene Ontology annotation, biological process: regulation of small GTPase mediated signal transduction. Gene Ontology annotation, molecular function: GTPase activator activity; protein binding. Bases 567 to 6323 code for a protein of 1918 amino acids. NCBI's taxonomy places the organism in Eukaryota, Metazoa, Chordata, Actinopteri, Gadiformes, Gadidae. Gene Ontology annotation, cellular component: cytoplasm. The record is from RefSeq and is a predicted model, not a curated record. The transcript is spliced from 24 exons.